Ipomoea nil (Japanese morning glory) is the source of this 2808-nucleotide messenger RNA. RefSeq names its product G-type lectin S-receptor-like serine/threonine-protein kinase At4g27290. The transcript is spliced from 7 exons. Gene Ontology annotation, biological process: recognition of pollen; protein phosphorylation. NCBI's taxonomy places the organism in Eukaryota, Viridiplantae, Streptophyta, Magnoliopsida, Solanales, Convolvulaceae. Bases 66 to 2555 code for a protein of 829 amino acids. Gene Ontology annotation, molecular function: ATP binding; protein serine/threonine kinase activity. The record is from RefSeq and is a predicted model, not a curated record.
AAUGCACUGGAAUUCGCAAUGAAAAUUAACAAAAAAUAAAGAAAUCAGUGCAUAAGGUGCAAAAUAUGAGUUCAUCAAGGCACCAUUGCUUUUCCCUACUCUUCUUUCUUCUCUUUCACAAGAUUUCCUGCGCAACUGAUACCAUAACGGCAAGUUUGUCCGUGAAAGAUGGUAAAGGAGAGACCGCCAUUGUUUCCUCUAAUGGAGCCUUCGAACUGGGUUUCUUCAGCCCAGGUAAGUCUGGGAAUAACCUAUAUCUUGGCAUAUGGUACAAGAGCAUAUCUGUUAAAACUGUGGUGUGGGUCGCCAACCGGGAAACCCCUCUGAAUACUACCUCAGGAAUCCUUAAAAUCAUCAAACCCGGAGUUCUGGUUCUCCUCAAUGAAGCUAAUAGCACCAUAUGGUCAACAAAUACCUCAAGAACAGUGCAGAAUCCCAUUGCGCAGCUUCUGGGUUCUGGGAAUCUUGUCAUUAAAGACGCAGGGGAUGGCAAUGAAGAGAAGGAUUUUGUGUGGCAGAGUUUUGAUUACCCAACUGAUACAUAUUUGCCAGGGAUGAAAUUAGGUUGGAACUUUGUAACUGGGCAUGAGACAUACCUAACAUCCUGGAAGAGCAGAGAAGACCCAUCAACUGGGGAUUAUAUGUAUUACAUGAAUCGCAAUGGUUUUCCACAGAAUUUCCUGAAUAAGGGCUCAGCUGUGGUGUAUAGAUCUGGGCCGUGGAAUGGUUUCCAGUUUAGUGGGUCACCAAAUUCAAGAAAGAGCCCUUUCUAUGAAAUUGGAUUUGUUUUUAACCAAACCGGAGCAUACUUCACUAACCAGCUUCUUCAACCACUUUUAACCCGGGCAACAUUGAGAGGAAAUGGUUUUCUGGAACGCACAACAUGGAUUGAUCGGACUCAAAGUUGGGGCCUUUACCUCUCUAUACCCACAGACACCUGUGAUACUUAUAAGCUGUGUGGUGCCUAUGGAAUAUGCAACAUUCAAAGCUCUCCUGUGUGUGGGUGCCUGGAAAAGUUUGAGCCAAAGAACCAAGCAGAUUGGCUCCAGGCAGAUUGGUCAAGUGGUUGUGUAAGGAGGACCCCUCUGAGUUGCAAUGAAGGAGAGGGGUUUCUCAAGUACUCUGCUAUCAAAUUGCCAGACACUCAGAAUGCUUGGUUCAAUCAGACGAUGACACUCGAAGAGUGCAAGGCGAUUUGCACCAAAAAUUGCUCUUGUAUGGCUUACUCAAACAUAGAGAUUCGCAAUGGAGGAACCGGGUGCUUCAUGUGGUUCGAUGACCUGCUCGACAUUAGAUUAGUACCAAAGGAAGGGCAAGAUAUUUAUAUCCGGGUGGCUGCUUCUGAGAUUGUCUCCCAGGUCGGAUCGAGUCGUUCAAGUGGAAAGAAACGAAAGAUAAUCAUUAUUGCUGUGUUGCCAUCGGCUGGAGUGUUUAUGCUAACUCUGAUUCUUGUGGGCUGCUAUAGAAGGAAGAAAUAUUCAGAGGGGAAACAUAAAGUGAGGCGAGGGCGUAACACGAGGGAUUAUAAUGAAGAAGACAACAGUGAUGAGUUUGAGCUACCUGUGUUUGACUUAACGACACUAAAUAAGGCGACUGACAACUUUUUAAUGGAGUACAAGCUUGGAGAGGGUGGAUUCGGACCUGUUUACAAGGGUGUGCUAGAUAAUGGACAGGAAAUAGCUGUGAAGCGGCUCUCGGGAACUUCUACACAAGGACAGGAUGAGUUCAAGAACGAAGUACUGUGCAUCGCUAAACUCCAGCAUAGAAAUCUAAUAAGGAUGUUAGGAUGCUGCAUUGAGGGAGAAGAAAAAACGUUGAUCUAUGAAUUCAUGCCAAAUGGAAGUCUCGAUGCAUUUAUAUUUGAUGAAGCACAAAGCAGACUUCUAGAUUGGCCAAAGCGCUUCCAAAUUAUCGACGGGAUAGCUCGGGGCCUUAUGUAUCUUCAUCAAGAUUCCCGACUCAGAAUCAUUCAUAGAGAUUUAAAAGCUAGCAACAUCUUACUGGAUAGCAACUUGGAACCAAAGAUAUCCGAUUUUGGGAUAGCAAGAUUCAUGGGAGGGAAUGAAAUAGAAGCCAAGACACACAGAGUAGUAGGAACAUAUGGCUAUAUCGCUCCAGAAUACGCAUCACGUGGCCUCUAUUCAGUAAAGUCCGAUGUAUUUAGCUUCGGUGUCUUGGUAUUGGAAAUUAUAAGUGGGAAGAGGAAUACAAAAUUUACUAGUCCAGAUGAUGACAUCAACCUUCUUGGAUAUGCAUGGAAGCUGUAUAGAGAAGGUAGAUCAAUGGAGUUGCUCGAGCCACAUUUAAGCGACACACAUUCUCUUUCGAUAUCCGAAGUGUCCAGGUCGAUUCAUGUGGCUCUAUUGUGCGUGCAACAACGGCCAGAAGAUAGGCCAAGCAUGUCUUCCGUGAUCCUAAUGUUGAAUAAUGAAGGUGUCUUGCCCCCAGCUAAACAGCCAGGUUUUUUCACAGAAGGUGAUGGUACCAACUGUUCUAGCAGAAAUGACCUAAGAUCAACAAACGAGAUCACCAUUACAAGCUUAGAACCGCGCUAGAAAGCGUCCAUUGCAGAUGAACACGGAAAAUUUUGCCCCGUCUCAGUUUCGAUUAUUUACCAGGAAUGAAGGUUGGGAAGAACCUGGGAAAUGCAGCAUCAACAAAAGUUCAAAUAUUGCAUUGAUUUUUUAUUUGAGGAAGAAAUAUUGCAUUAAUUCUCAUAGGAGCCGCUCGUGUGAGAUUGUUUCAUGUAAGAGAGGUGAUAGAAAUAUAUUAUUACAUUGAUUGAUUUAAUUCUUAUAGGGAAAAAGG